Aedes albopictus (Asian tiger mosquito) is the source of this 1986-nucleotide messenger RNA. RefSeq names its product cytochrome P450 4d1. Gene Ontology annotation, molecular function: iron ion binding; oxidoreductase activity, acting on paired donors, with incorporation or reduction of molecular oxygen; heme binding. The transcript has 5 exons. Lineage: Eukaryota; Metazoa; Arthropoda; Insecta; Diptera; Culicidae. Bases 259 to 1785 code for a protein of 508 amino acids. The record is from RefSeq and is a predicted model, not a curated record.
ACAACGCUGCCACCGAGCUCCCGUGUGCAACCGGUGUUUCAGGUGUUCAUUCUAGGAGCGGUGACCUGCACUUACAGUGCAGUGUGUAUAAUGUUUAUUGUCUAUCAUCUAGUACGAGCGAUAAAACUCGCCUGUCGGGCAUCCAGUUUUCGUAGUGACUAACAAUCGGUCCUUCGCCGCGGAUUAAAGCUGACGAUCUAGUUUAGGUGAUCAGAAAUCUCCUGGGCGUGCGCGCGAACGGAACGGAAAACUGAAACCAUGUGGAUCUUAUUGAUAUCGGUUUUGGCGGUCGUUUGUGUUGCGCUGGUGAUCUAUCGGAAGUUCGCCCGAACUUUGGAAGUGGCAAAACAGUAUGCGGGUCCUCCGGCGUUGCCGAUCCUGGGAAAUGGCUUGUGGUUUCUCAACAAACAACCCGAUGAAUUUCUACCGAUCAUUCAGCAUCUUACCAAUGUCUACGGCGACGUUGUGCGCUUUUGGCAAGGACCUCAAUUUACGCUGUAUGUGGGAAAUCCAAGCAUGGUUGAGACCAUCAUGACCAACAAGCAUUUGACCGAUAAAUCCGGCGAGUACGACUACCUCUCCAAUUGGCUUGGCGAUGGUUUGCUUCUGAGUAAACGCCAAAAAUGGCACGCCCGACGGAAGGCCAUCACACCGGCGUUCCACUUCAAAAUCCUGGAACAGUUCGUGGACGUGUUCGACCGAAAUGCGACCGAACUGGUGGACGUCCUGGGGAAACAUGCCGACAGUGGCGAAACUUUCGACAUGUUCCCUUAUGUGCUGUUGUAUGCUCUGGAUGUGAUUUGUGAAAGCGCAAUGGGAACUUCUGUUAAUGCUCUGCGAAACUCGGACUCCGAGUACGUCCGAGCAGUCAAGCAAGCAGCUAGCGUUUCAAUCAAACGUAUGUUUGAUAUCAUCCGACGAACACCUCUGUUCUACUUGACCCCUAGUUAUCAGAAGUUGAGGAAAGCGCUGAAAGUCCUGCACGGCUACACCGACAACGUGAUAGUAUCUCGGAGGAAUCAGCUCAUGAGUAAAACAGACGUAGAUGGUGAAGCGUUGGACGAGUUUGGAACCAAAAAGAAGGAUGCCUUUCUCGAUAUGCUGCUUCGAACUAACAUCAACGGUAAACCUCUGACCAACUUGGAAAUCCGUGAAGAAGUGGACACUUUCAUGUUCGAAGGGCAUGACACAACUACUUCGGCUGUGGUCUUCACGUUGUUCAACCUGGCCAAGAAUCCGGAAGUGCAGCAGAAAGUCUACGAUGAGAUAGUGUCAGUUAUGGGAAAAGAUCCUCAGGAACCGAUACAGCUGUCCCAUUUGCAUGAUCUAACCUAUACGGAGAUGGCGAUCAAGGAAACGCUCCGACUGUAUCCUUCAGUACCUCUGAUCGGUCGCCGAUGCGUGGAAGAAAUCACCAUCGAUGGCAAGACCAUUCCAGCCGGAGCGAACAUCAUCGUCGGGAUUUACUUCAUGGGCCGGGAUCCUAAGUAUUUCGAUAAUCCUUCUCAGUUCAUUCCAGAACGGUUUGAAGGGGAAGUCUCGGUGGAGAAGUUCAACCCGUACAAGUACAUCCCGUUCAGUGCUGGUCCACGGAACUGUAUUGGCCAAAAAUUCGCUCUCAACGAAAUGAAAAGUGUGAUAUCGAAGCUUUUGCGCCACUAUGAGUUCAUUCUACCGCCCGGCAGCGCCGACGAGCCCCUGCUAGCAUCUGAGUUGAUUCUGAAACCGCAUCACGGAGUCCCACUACAGAUUAGGCACCGCUCAGCGCCUGCUCUCCUCAAGUGAUUAGGCUUUCCCUAAAAGGUCACACACCCCAAUCGACGACGACGAUGACGACCCGGUUUGUUCAAACAUGAUCGACGAUCAAUUAUAGUCAUGUAUGCCACCAACAAUCAACCAAUCGAACCAAAACCAUGUGAUACAAUGUGAUAUAAUAAUAAAAUGUGGAAAAAUACGAGAUUCGUUCUCAAAAACGCACUCAGAACC